AUGCCGAUGUCCCUAAUAGGUAGAGUUCGAGAGCAGCUCUAUGUCGAGGAGAACCAGCGACUAGACAAAAAUAAAAGAAAGCUACAGAGAACUCUACAAGAGGUUCAAUCAUCUCAACGAUUGAUACAGCCUCCUUCUAAUGAUACUAUGCCCAUCGGGCCCGGCUGUAUUAAACCAAUCAUGAUCGACGGCCUGCUAGAUGUCGCUCAGCAAUCGCGGGUGAGCAACGAGGCUUUCAGGGAGAACAUCAACAAAGCACGCGAUGUGACCCUCGAAAAUUGUCCCGACCUUAUGCAGAUUUAUGAGGAUCAAGACCCAGGUUUCUUCGUUAAGCACGGCGUGGAAGUAGGUGCUGUCAAGCGGUUCGUUCGCGACAUCGGCCUUUGGGUGAAACGACGCAAAGAAGUCACUUGCAACGAAAAUAUUCAUUUAGCUUAG
Penicillium verrucosum is the source of this 438-nucleotide messenger RNA. RefSeq lists its product as uncharacterized. NCBI's taxonomy places the organism in Eukaryota, Fungi, Ascomycota, Eurotiomycetes, Eurotiales, Aspergillaceae. Bases 1 to 438 code for a protein of 145 amino acids. The transcript is spliced from 3 exons. The record is from RefSeq and is a predicted model, not a curated record.